AUGACGCUCGCAUCAGAACUCAGUGCUUCUCAUUCUCUUGUCGUUGUAGGAGCUCAGCCAGCCCCGGCGUCUCUAAGGCCUCAGAGGGUACAUUUCCAGUCCCACAAUUUUCACAACGUCUUGCACUGGCGCCCUGGGCGGGCUUGUACCGGCAACAGCAGUCUCUAUUUUGUGCAGUAUAAAAUGUAUGGACAGAGACAAUGGAACAAUAAGGCGGACUGCUGGGGCAUUCAAGAAUUCUUCUGUGACCUAACCAACGAAACGUCAGACAUACAGGAGCCUUACUACGGGCGGGUGAGGACGGCCUGGGCUGGGAUCCUCUCCGGCUGGACCAUGACGCAGCGGUUCAUGCCCUGGUGGGAAACAAAAAUAGAUCCUCCAGUCAUGAAUAUAAUCCAAGUAAAUGGAUCUUUGUUGGUGAUUCUCCAUGCUCCAAAUUUACCACACAGAGAUCAAAAAGGAGAAAAUGUAUCAAUGGAAGAUUACUAUGAGCUAGUAUAUCGGGUCUUUAUAAUUAACAAUUCACUAGAAAAGGAGCGAAAGGUGUAUGAAGGCGCUCACAGGGUUGUUGAGAUUGAAGCUCUCACACCUCAUGCUGUUUACUGCAUAGUGGCUGAAAUCUACCAGCCCAUGUUAGACAGAAGGAGUCAGAGGAGUGGAGAGAGAUGUGUGGACAUUCCCUGAAGUGUGUGGUGUGCUCGUGG
Ceratotherium simum simum (southern white rhinoceros) is the source of this 704-nucleotide messenger RNA. It is a transcript of the gene IL22RA2, whose product is annotated as interleukin 22 receptor subunit alpha 2. Lineage: Eukaryota; Metazoa; Chordata; Mammalia; Perissodactyla; Rhinocerotidae. Gene Ontology annotation, cellular component: plasma membrane. The record is from RefSeq and is a predicted model, not a curated record. Gene Ontology annotation, biological process: cytokine-mediated signaling pathway. Gene Ontology annotation, molecular function: cytokine receptor activity; protein binding.